GCGGGAGGCGGAGGGCGGGCUGGAUGAAGGACUGGGCGAGCACCCAGGGCUUGAACCCGGAAGGUGGCGCGGCCGCUAGUAACAUGAUCUCUAGACUGGGACGGUGGUGUUCCUGCCGGCUGUAUUCGGGCCUUGGACUGGACUGAGGAGCCACGGUGGAGACCAUCCAUGGAAAAGAACCCCCCUGAUGAUACGGGCCCCGUGCACGUGCCUUUGGGGCAUAUUGUGGCCAAUGAGAAAUGGCGCGGGUCACAGCUAGCGCAGGAGAUGCAAGGGAAAAUUAAGCUCAUUUUCGAGGAUGGCUUGACACCAGACUUUUAUCUGUCGAACAGAUGCUGCAUUCUUUAUGUCACCGAAGCUGAUUUGGUGGCAGGAAAUGGCUACAGAAAGAGGCUUGUUCGGGUUAGAAAUUCCAAUAAUCUUAAAGGAAUUGUAGUCGUUGAAAAAACCCGGAUGAGUGAACAAUACUUCCCAGCCCUACAGAAGUUUACUGUGCUGGACCUUGGAAUGGUGCUGCUUCCAGUGGCCAGCCAGAUGGAAGCAUCCUGCCUCGUCAUCCAGUUGGUUCAAGAGCAAACCAAAGAGCCCAGUAAGAACCCUCUUCUCGGGAAGAAACGGGCCCUGCUGCUGUCUGAGCCUUCGCUCCUUCGAACCGUGCAGCAGAUCCCAGGAGUUGGAAAAGUUAAAGCUCCCCUUCUCCUCCAGAAGUUUCCAAGCAUCCAGCAACUGAGUAAUGCUUCCAUUGGGGAACUGGAGCAGGUGGUCGGACAAGCAGUGGCACAGCAGAUCCAUGCCUUCUUCACACAGCCCAGGUGAGGGCUGGCCUCAGGGCCACGGCAUCUUCUCCCGAGACCACAAACACCAGGAUCUUGUUUUCAGCUUUAAAAACCAAGAGAAUGGGCCGGGUGCACUGGUUCACGCCUGUAAUCUCAGCACUUUGGGAGGCCGAAGACAGCGGAUCUGAGGUCAGGAGUUCAAGACCAGCCUGGCCAACAUGGAGAAACCCCUAAAAAUAGAAACAAUUAGCCAGGCAUGGUGACAGGUGCCUGUAAUCCCAGCUACUUGGGAGGCCGAGGCAUGAGAAUCACUUGAACCUGGGAGGCGGAGGUUGCAGUGAGCCGAGAUCGUGCCACUGCACUCCAGCCUGGGCGCCAGAGCGAGACUCCGUCUCAAAGAAAACAACAAAAAAAAAAAAGAAAAGAAAAAGGAUUUCCUCUAGCAGCAACCAGUGAAAGAUGAGGUGAGGCUUGAAUGGAGCCCGUGGGUCGUCCUGCCUUAGCGUCUGAGUUCAGCUUACGAAGUUAGUGGGCCGCAGAGGGCACUGCCUUCAUUCUGCUAAGAUGAAAAGGGCUGGUGGGAUCUUCGCAAGAGAGUCAGGGACUCACACUCAGCAAAAAGCAUUAGGGCCGAUUUUAAUGUGCGACCUUGACCUCCGUCAUGGAAAGUGCCUUCUAAAAAGCUUCAGUGGUGGAUGUGACCAUCUGAAGGAAACAAAUGUACAAGGAAGCACUGUGUAUCCUAAGCCCUGGGUUCCCGGAGUUUCACCUGCUGUUCAUCAGGUCUGGCCUUCAUAUACCUGUACUGCGAGGGCUGCUUCCAAUGUAAAUAAAUAACUGCGCAACA
Molecule: messenger RNA, 1623 nt
Organism: Gorilla gorilla gorilla (western lowland gorilla)
Lineage: Eukaryota; Metazoa; Chordata; Mammalia; Primates; Hominidae
Gene: FAAP24
Product: FA core complex associated protein 24
Exons: 5
Coding region: 169-816 (215 amino acids)
Biological process (GO): interstrand cross-link repair
Cellular component (GO): Fanconi anaemia nuclear complex
Molecular function (GO): chromatin binding
Source: RefSeq, a predicted model, not a curated record